This is a messenger RNA of Brienomyrus brachyistius, 5126 nucleotides long. RefSeq names its product transcription factor TFIIIB component B'' homolog. Gene Ontology annotation, cellular component: transcription factor TFIIIB complex. NCBI's taxonomy places the organism in Eukaryota, Metazoa, Chordata, Actinopteri, Osteoglossiformes, Mormyridae. Gene Ontology annotation, biological process: RNA polymerase III preinitiation complex assembly. The transcript has 34 exons. The record is from RefSeq and is a predicted model, not a curated record. Bases 197 to 4807 code for a protein of 1536 amino acids. Gene Ontology annotation, molecular function: TFIIIC-class transcription factor complex binding.
AAUAUUUAGCGUCUAUGCUGUUGUGGUUUUUCUACAUAUCCGUUCAGCCCCACGUGCUUCGCCACCACGUGCCCUCCCCGUGAGAAUCCGUCAGAUUUUGUCGACGAAGCUUUAAACUUUGUGUUAGUGAAGUAAACUAAAACUAUACCCUCCUGAUGAGGUUCCAACUUAGUACGGACAAUAAUUUCCCUCGAAGAUGAUGCGUAGGGCCAGAAUCAGUGUGCGGCCAAAUGUGAGGCCUGUGGGUAGAGGACCAUCAUCUUCCCAAGAUGGUCAAAGUAUACUUGCUUCAACAGUUAAUUCUCUGGCAGCUGGGGAAACCAGCCAGACCAUAGAGAUGGUGUCAAAUGUCACAGAUAAUGAACCUUCACCAGAAGAUUCUGCCAUAAAGUUCCCAGAAGCUUCAGAAUUCACCUCUACCCAUGACACACUAUCAGAAAAAGCUUUGUGUAAUUUGGGUGAGAAUGGUCAAACUUGUGUGACCUUCGAUGACUGCAUCCCUGCAGACACCUCAUUAAAGAGGAGAGAAAGUGUAUCUGAUGUGUGUAACAUUGCACAACCCAGAGUGAUUCCCAAACCCUUAUCUGCUAAAGCAUUGGAGUCUUCUGUUUCAAAAUCUGUCACAAUGGCAUCAUGUUCUGUGGCUCCAGUAUCUGUCCCUGAAGACCAAACAGUAACAGAGGAUGAAGGCCUUCAGUCUCGAGGACAACAGAAGCUCCCUGUUCGAGGAAAGCGACCCAGGAAAGCAAAGAAUCUAGGACUUUCUUUCGCUGGUGUGUGUGUCCCUUCUCCAGAGGAUCUGGCUGUUUCUAUGAGGAAAGAAUCAGAGUCCCAGCCCUCAACAUCCGCUGUAGUCCAUGAAACAUCAAGCAUGUCCUCAUAUCAAGAGAGGAUCAUAAAGUCACGCAUGUUAAAACAGCUAAUGAAAGAUGAACUGAGGAAAGGAAGGACAAAGCACAAGCCACACCUGGAAUACAUAAAUCCUCUGGAUCACAGCAAGAUGACCAUGAGAGAUCUCAUCUACUACCUGCCAGACGGCAAUCCAAUGAAGUCCUGUAUGAAAGAUGAACAAACAGGAAAGGAGAAUCUACGAUUACUCAGCAAUGAGAGAAAAGAAAUACCACAGAAGGAGGCUGAAGAAGAGAAAGACGAUUGUGAUGAGGAUUUAUCUCAGAAUGACGAUGAGCUCGUAGUCCCCAAGGUGAAAGUUGCAGAAGAUGGUUCCUUGAUCCUUGAUGAGGACAGCUUGACUGUGAAAGUCUCAAAAACUACAGGCCCCGCUAUAGUGGAAGAGAAUGACCCUCUUUUUGAGUGUGGUUCUACAGCAACAUAUUCUAGCUUUCGGAAGAUCAGACACGUGAAGCCCUGGUCCAUUAAAGAAACUGACAUGUUCUUUCUGGCUAUCAGUAUGGUGGGUACAGAUUUUUCUAUAAUUGGCCGCCUCUUCCCUCAUCGUCCCCGGAAGGAAAUCAAGAACAAAUUCAGAAAAGAAGAGCGGAUAAAUGCUUGGAGAAUUGACAAAGCCUUCCGUGAAAAACGUCCAUACGAUGAACAGUUUUUUAGCAUGCUGUUGGGGAGAAUCUUGACCACAGAAAAGAAAAAGAGAAAUGUCAAUAUGCGAGACUCUAAAGCAAAAAAAGUGAAUAACCAGGAGUCUAAGCCAAAAAAAAAGAAAAUGAAGACUAAAAUAGAAGUGUCAGUCAUGGAAAAUGCUCAGCAAGAUGAGAGUCAUAUUACUAUCGAGGAAGAGGAGUCGGACUGCAGAGUGACUGAAGGUAAUAUGGAGAUGACAGAAAAGAACGAGGACUCUAUUAAUGUUCUGAAAGUUGGAAACAAAACGCUCCCCAAUAAAAAACCGGGUAAGCGUAGGAACACUGAAGAGGUGUUAGACACCUCUUCAGCAAAGCCAGUGGAUGGAAAAAAAAGGAAGAUGAAGACCUCAGUUGAAAUAAUAAACUGUGAUAAAGUUGGUGAUGCUCAAACAUCUAGUGAGGAACCUGAAAGCACAAUGGAACACACUGCAUCAGGGGACAGAAGCAAUGGAGCUACUGGCAUGUUAUCCCCAUCUUCCAGACGGUGCUGCCAGAAUCCAACUGCCAAUAUAGGCAAGAGAGUGAGAAAGAGAAUCCCUGGAUCUCCAGAGAACAGAGAGAUUUGCAGCGCAGAAGAUGAAAGCAGAGUUAACAGUAUCUGUGUGUCUACGGUUGAAAAUGAAGCAGCCAUUUUGAAUAGGGAAGAGGUUAAGAAGGCUGGCCAGAUAAUCACGCCUGGAGAGGAUUUUCUGGAGGAACCGGAGAAUAUGGAUUGCCAACUCAAUAGGUUUGAAGGUCAUGAAGAUAUGUUCAGCUCAGGCUCUUCAGUCAAACACAGACCUAGAGAAGCAUGUACUCUGACUAGCAUUCCUGCCAAAAAGAGUUGCCAGGAAAAAGAAUACAGUGCCAGUAGUUCCCCAGAUGGUGUUAAAGUGGACACAGUGAACGAUGAAAGUGCCAUUAAAUACAUUCAGAAUGUCCCCACAGAAAACGGUGAAAAAGAGUCAAGUGAGCAGAAUGGGAUACAGGAUGAAAUGGCAAGGGGUACAGAUAUUAUGGACCCUUCUCUGGAGAAGAGAAACCAGAUUCCGGGUUUGGCACAGGUGGCACAGAUCCAACGAAGCAGUGCGGUUCAAAGCAAUGAUGUAUCACUAACAAUAACAAAUGCUGCUGCUAAAGUUUCCAUGCCCCCUGUGUUUGAGGGGAGAGAUGAUUUGGAAAAUUCAUUCGCCGAUAACCAAAAAGACAAACAAUUUGACAAUCAAAUCCUGGAACAUGAGGAAGCAUGGUCUGGCUGUUUAAGUCAUGAAGAUCUGUUCGACUCAAGCUCUACAAUCCAACACAGACCUAGAGAAGCAUGUACUCUGACCAGCAUUACUGCUGAAAAGAGUUGCCAGGAAAAAGAAUACAGUGCCAGUAGUUCCCCAGAUGGUGUUAAAAUGGACACAGUGAACGAUGAAAGUGCCAUUAAAUACAUUCAGAAUGUCCCCCCAGAAAACAGUGAAAAAGAUUCAAGUAGUCAGAAUUGGACACUGGAUGGAAUGUCAAGGGGUAGAGAUAUUAUGAACCCUUCUCUGGAGAGGAGGAACCAGAUUCUGAGUUUGGCACAAGUGACACAGAUCCAGCAAAGCUGUGCGGUUCAAUGCAAUGAUGUAUCACCAACAAUAACAAAUGCUGCUGCCAAAGUUUCCUUGCCCCCUGUGUUUGAGGGGAGAGAUGAUUUGGAAAAUUCAUUCACCGAUAACCAAAAAGACAAACAAUUUGACAAUCAAAACCUGGGACAUGAGGAAGCAUGUACUAGAGAUUCUUCAGAUGGAAAGACCAGCCCUAAAAAGACCCUAAUUGGUUCUUUGGGUAGGAGGAGAUGCCGACAACCUAAACCCAAUCUAAGCAGAGUCUCCAGGGGUCUAUCUGUCAUUUCAGCAAAGAGUAAUGAAGGAAUGAAGGAAGUGAAGGAUGCCACUGAAGAACAUCUUCAUGAUUUGAAUACUGUGAGAUGUGUAGAGAACAGGUCUGGCUGUUUAAGUCAUGAAGAUCUGUUCGACUCAAGCUCUACAAUCCAACACAGACCUAGAGAAGCAUGUACUCUGACCAGCAUUACUGCUGAAAAGAGUUGCCAGGAAAAAGAAUACACCAGUAGUUCCCCAGAUGGUGUUAAAAUGGACACAGUGCACAAUGAAAGUGCCAUUAAAUACAUUCAGAAUGUCCUCCCAGAAAACACUGAAAAAGAUUCAAGUGGUCAGAAUUGGACACUGGAUGAAAUGUCAAGCAGGGCAUAUCACCCAUUGAGAAGUCCCUCCAUCAGAGAAAAAAUCCCUGAAGCUGUAAUGGAGAAGGACAUGCAACCAGUGAUAGCAAUAUCUAGCACUGUAAAGGCAGAGGUUGUCACACAUCUCCCUCCCAAAGGGGACUCUUGUGGUGUUAUUACCACAGUGGAAAUGGUUACAGAAGCUGUGACUACAGAUGUUACUGAGCAGGAGCCCACAUUUAUCCUUACACUGGUCCCAGUGAGUGAGGUGCCCCCACCUCCAGAAAGUACUGAACAACAGUCUGAAAUGCUGCUCCCUGCAUCCCAGAGGUACUCAACACAAUACUCAACGCUGGAAAGGGAUUUUGUCUCUGAUCAGGUGCUUAACACUUCCAGCUCAUCUGUUACACAGAAGGACACUAAGGAUCCUGAAGACUACUUUGCAAAACAUAGCUCAAAAAGAAAUGUGCCUGAGGCUACAAAGAAGGAAGAGGCCACCCUUAAUGAGGAGCCAGAGCAGCUGGAUAUACUGCCAUCCUCACCCAAAACCGUCCAGCCUAUAAGUGUCAAGAGUAGCACAGAGGAAGCAGUCACAGAUUCUGCCAAGGUUGAGAUGUCACAGGACACUGUGUCCCUGUCAGACCUCUCAGUGAAGAAUAAAAACAAAGAAACUGCAGAAGACCAGUCUAGUCCAACUUUCAAAAGUGAAGAGGAAAUACUUAAGUCAAAUCCCCUGAUCACACCAUUGUUUUUGAAGGCCUUAAAAUUUCAGAACAAUAAUGACGACACCGAAACAGAGAGGAAAAUGCCUUUAGAUCUCCCUAUUUCCAGUCAUUCGUCUGCCUCUGAUAUCAACGCUACAUAUUCUCCCAGUAGUCCCACUAAGGUAUAUUCCAGUAUUUCAGAACCUGCUCAAUGUGAAUUCCUCUGCGCCAAUGUGAAAGAGAUCGAUGAAGAGCCCACAAAUGUCUCUGAAUACUUCUUAAGUGACAUCUUUACAGAAGUGAAGGAAUCUGAGUCCGACUGAAGCCUCAUUAGGAAAUGCCCUGUCUAGCUAUUUACUAAACCCUGUCAAGAAGUCUGCUACUGCACAUGACCUCACGGUGGAGCGUGGUUCUCCUCCCACAUUCUUUAAAUUACAUUAUUUUUUUACGUUAGUGCCUUGUAUUGUACUGAUUUAUAUUAGGUGGGUACUCUAAAGUUAUUUUUGUUUUCUACUGAAAGGUUAGGUAAGGACUACUGAAAGAUUUGGUAGCAUAUGAAAAGACUUCAGAUUGAGAUUUUGAAUGUACUGUAAUGGCAAUAAAUGGAAAAAUGAAUGCACUAAAUGUGGUUCUCCUUUACAU